CGCGCUUUGUGCUGCUUUGAACUUCGUGGCGAUAACACCUCACGUUUUGGUGAAGCUCGUUGAGCGUUUUUCUAGGCGAACCGCGUUUAUCCUAAAUCCAUUUUUCAAUCAUAAUGGGCGUCCCAGCGGGUGAUGUUGAGAAGGGCAAGAAGCUGUUCGUUCAGCGAUGCGCUCAGUGCCAUACCGUUGAGGCUGGCGGUAAGCACAAGGUCGGACCGAAUCUGCAUGGCCUCUUCGGCCGCAAGACCGGUCAGGCUCCCGGAUUCAGCUACACCGAUGCCAACAAGGCGAAGGGAAUCACCUGGAACGAGGAUACGCUGUUCGAGUACCUGGAAAACCCGAAGAAGUACAUCCCAGGCACGAAGAUGGUGUUCGCCGGUCUGAAGAAGCCAGCGGAGCGCGGCGAUCUGAUUGCCUACCUGAAAUCCGCCACCAAGUAAACCUAGAUCCUCAAAUGGUGUCCUAGAUUCAGCCAAAACACUGCUAAAAGAAACACACAAACAGCAAUGGUAACAGUGCAGGCUGUUUCCAAACUCCCAAAAAUUCGAUAGUACCACCCUUAAAUUUGGACAGAGUAACCGAUCUAGGCGUCACAGCAUCCUCCGGAUAGAAGUUUCCCCCACACGAUUAGGACAAUUACUAUGUAAAUCUAUUUAAUUUAUUUUAUGCUAGAGUUAACAUAGUUUGACGAAUUCGUUUUGAUCGACCAUAGCGCCGGGAAAGAUUAUAAAUCGAUCGAACUCGGAAAAAAGCAGACCUGUUCGAUACUACGAUCGAAAAUGGUCCGCAUCGGAUUGAAUGAUUGCGACUUUCGUUCAGUUCUGAUUUCAAACGUGUAGUAUUAUCACUAUCAAAGAAAACUCUACAAACCAACGGCAGAGAUGUGACGCUGAAUAAAACACGGAAACCAAAC
Molecule: messenger RNA, 913 nt
Organism: Anopheles coustani
Lineage: Eukaryota; Metazoa; Arthropoda; Insecta; Diptera; Culicidae
Product: cytochrome c
Exons: 2
Coding region: 114-440 (108 amino acids)
Biological process (GO): mitochondrial electron transport, ubiquinol to cytochrome c; mitochondrial electron transport, cytochrome c to oxygen
Cellular component (GO): mitochondrial intermembrane space
Molecular function (GO): heme binding; electron transfer activity
Source: RefSeq, a predicted model, not a curated record